AUGCCAGAAGCACUGCUUCAAUACAGAGAAGAAGAGCUCAACUCGUUGAGAGGGAAUGGCGAAGGAGAGCUCCAAGAAUGGGACCGUAUCUAUGGUUAUGCUUAUUAUAAUGAUUUGGGGAAUCCUGAUUUGGGUCCCGAAUUCAUCCUACCUGUUCUUGGCGGAUCUACUCAGUACCCUUAUCCUCUUAGAGGAAGAACUGGUAGACCGCCGACAAAAUCAGAUCCAAACACUGAGAGUAGGUUACCACUUCACAAGAUCUUUAGCAUUUAUGUUCCGAGAGAUGAACGAUUUGAACGUUUGAAGUUUUCGGAUACUGUAAAUUAUUUCGUAAAAUCUGGAGUUCCAUUCAUACUGCACGAACUAAAUCAUCUUAUUCAUGGAAAUCAUAAUGAAUUCAAGUCCUUUGAGGAUGUUCUUGAUCUUUACAUCGGAGGAAUUCAAAUUCCUUUUAGCAAUUUGCUGAAUAAUAUUAUCGACAUCAUUCCCUUGGAGUUGCUUAAACAAAUUUUUCGAAUUGAUGGCGAACAUCCACUCAAAUUCCCUGUGCCUAUAGUCAUUCAAGAUAAUUCGAAUGCAUAG
Hibiscus syriacus is the source of this 582-nucleotide messenger RNA. Its product is annotated as linoleate 9S-lipoxygenase A-like. Gene Ontology annotation, biological process: lipid oxidation. The record is from RefSeq and is a predicted model, not a curated record. Gene Ontology annotation, molecular function: oxidoreductase activity, acting on single donors with incorporation of molecular oxygen, incorporation of two atoms of oxygen; metal ion binding. The transcript is spliced from 3 exons. The coding region runs from base 1 to 582 and encodes 193 amino acids. Lineage: Eukaryota; Viridiplantae; Streptophyta; Magnoliopsida; Malvales; Malvaceae.